Molecule: messenger RNA, 1411 nt
Organism: Saimiri boliviensis boliviensis (Bolivian squirrel monkey)
Lineage: Eukaryota; Metazoa; Chordata; Mammalia; Primates; Cebidae
Source: RefSeq, a predicted model, not a curated record
GCCCCGCCCCCUCGGUGGCGCCCGUUUCCAUGGUGACGGGGCGCCAGGCCCAGGCCGCCUGGCAGUUGAGCCGGGGGUCAGUGGCAGCGGCAGGGUACGUGGGGAUGGCAAUAUGAUCGGUGCGGGGGUGGCGGCCGGGUCGCGGCCCCCCAGCUCGCCGACCCCAGGCUCCCGGGUUACAUGGCGCCGGCGCCAGCGCCCCGCUGUGGGCGUCCAGUCCCUGGGGCCGCCGAGCCCGCAGCUCGUGCAGAGCGACCCGCAGAAGCGGGUCCUGGUCCUGGAGAAGAGCCUGCAGUUCCUGCAGCAGCAGCACUCGGAGACUCUGGUCAAGCUCCACGAGGAGAUCGAGCACCUGAAGCGGGAGAACAAGGAGCUCCAUUACAAGCUCAUAAUGAAUCAGAAGUUACAGAAGAAAGGCAGCCUCUCCAUGUCAAGCUUCCAGUCUGUCAAGUCCAUGUCAAAUUCCACGGUGCCAGCCAACUCUCAAGGCAAGGCCAGGCCCCAGCCCAGCUCCUUCAAGAAGCAAGACUUGAAAGCUGAUGUCCCCCAGAAAGUGGACCUGGAAGAGGAGCCCCUACUUCACCACAGCACGCUGGACAAGGUUCCUGGGGUGCAAGGGCAGGUCAAAGACGAGAAGGCAGAGGCCUCUCACGCAGGGGCUGCCUGUGCAGGGGGCAGCCAAUACCAGGGCAGGCAGAUGAUGGGGGUGUACCCCCCGAUGACUCUGCCCCCUCACCUGCGAAAGCCCACCACACUUCAGCAGUGCGAAGUGCUCAUCCGCCAGCUGUGGAAUGCCAACCUCCUGCAGGCCCAAGAGCUGCAGCACCUCAAGUCCCUCCUGGAAGGGAGCCAGAGGCCCCAGGUGGUCCCAGAGGAGGCUGGAUCUAGCUCUCCCAGGGACCAGGAAGCCAUGCAGUUCCCCAAGAUCUCCACCAAGAGCCUCCCCAAGAAAUGCACACUCCUCUCCGGGGAUGCUCACGGAGACAGUCCCUCUACCCACCCCAGCCUGCUUCUGAGCCCCAUGCCUAUAGCGGAGCGUGCCAUCCUGCCUGCACUGAAGCACACCCUGAAGAACAACUUUGCUGAGCGGCAGAAGAGGCUGCAGGCAAUGCAGAAACGGCGCCUGCACCGCUCCGUGCUUUGAGCCGCCCACGUUCGGUCAGUGCCAGGCCCACCACCCUGCAGAUGGAGACUGGCUUUCUAUAGCAUUUCCCAAUACUUUACUACUCUUAAGCCCAGCUGAAUUCCAGGAUAGAUGACACUUGAUAGAUAAAGUACUUGAUCUCCAAACUGACAAACCAUUUAUUUUCUAGCUGUUAUUUUGCUAUUUGGUAUUUACAUAAAAGCACCUGAUGAAGUAGGUAUUGCCCUACCCAUUGAAACUAAAAAUAAAGCAUUUCUUUCCAAGUUG